CGCGAGACUGCCGGCUGCCUGAGCUCAGAAGCUUGGCCGCUGCAUACAACGAUGCCGUGACCGCAGUUCCCAUGCUUAUCGCUGAUCUGGCGCCUAUAAAACGAGGAGCGCCACGCUAUCUAUGCUCUUCGACGAUUGCCAUAUAACAUUCCAGCCACCUGAACUAGCGACGUGCGUCCAUGGCCACGAAGGAGAACUCAGUAGCCCACCCUACGCUUGUGCAGGUUGACCCUUUCGUCCCAGCGGAUCAGCAGAAGGGUCUUCACAAUCGCUGGCACCCUGACAUUCCCCCGUUUGCCACCGUCAAGCCCGGCCAGGUCUUCAAGUUAGAGUGCGUCGAUUGGACGGGAGCGCAAAUUGGGAACAAUGAUUUCAGCGACGACAUCAAGAACGUCGACCUCACCAAGAUUCACAACUUAUCUGGACCCAUCGGCGUUGAGGGCGCGGAACCUGGCGACUGUCUUGUGGUCGAUAUUCUCGAUGUCACGCCAUUCGAGAAGAUGCCCUGGGGCUACACGGGCAUCUUCGAGCUGGAGAACGGCGGUGGGCUUUUCGCUCGUGAGUUCAGCAGCAAAGCCGCGAAGGCUAUCUGGGACUUCGAAGGCGUCUACGCUACCUCCCGCCACAUCCCCGGUGUCCGUUUCGCUGGCGUGAGCCAUCCAGGACUGAUUGGGACGGCACCUUCUCCCGAACUGCUCGCCACCUGGAACGCGCGCGAGACCGGGCUCAUCGAGGCACACGCCAACUCCGUCCCGCCCGUCGCCUUCGCACCCAACCCCAACGGCGCCUACGUAGGCCAAGACCUCGAUAUCAGGGUUCGGGACAAGGUCGCGAGGGAGGGCGCGAGGACGAUUCCGGGGAGGGAGCAUGGGGGGAAUUGUGACAUCAAGAACCUCUCCAAGGGCUCCCGUUGCUACUUCCCCGUCUUCGUCAAAGGCGCGAAUCUCUCCGUUGGCGAUCUGCACUUCUCGCAGGGUGACGGCGAGAUGACCUUCUGCGGGGCCAUCGAAAUGGCCGGCAUCAUCACCCUCAAGACCUCCAUCAUCAAGGGCGGCGUUGAGAAAUUCGCGCUCAAGCAGCCUAUCUUCAUGCCUUCGCCUGUUGAUCCGCUGUAUUCGCAGAAGCUCAUCUUUGAGGGGAUCAGCGUCGACAUCCAUGGUGACGGCAAGCAGUACAACAUGGACGCGACCGUCGCGUACAAGCAGGCCGCGCUUAACGCCAUCGCCUACCUGAUGAAGCUGGGCUACUCUCGCGAGCAGGCUUACUUGCUCCUCUCGGCCGCACCGGUCGAGAGCCAUGUCGGCGCCAUAGUUGACUCGCCAAACGCCUGCGUCACGUUGGCCAUACCCACAGGAAUCUUCGACUUCGACAUCCUUCCCAAGGAAGAGGGCCUCACCUUGCGACACCUCGGAAAGUGCGCCACCCGCAGCGACGGCGUCGUCUGAGGAAAGGCUCGCUUUUAUCAUCCUUGGCGCUUCGAGUUCGACGUGUCCUCGUCCGUCCUACUUCCUUAUAUCCAACACCCAAUGGCUCGCAAAAUCUAGUCUUUUGCAAGUAAAUGUACAACACCAAAGGAAUAAACGAACGUGGAAAUGAUAUAGCGAUGUACAGCUGCGG
Schizophyllum commune H4-8 is the source of this 1617-nucleotide messenger RNA. Its product is annotated as Acetamidase/Formamidase. The record is from RefSeq and is a predicted model, not a curated record. Gene Ontology annotation, molecular function: hydrolase activity, acting on carbon-nitrogen (but not peptide) bonds, in linear amides. Bases 180 to 1445 code for a protein of 421 amino acids. NCBI's taxonomy places the organism in Eukaryota, Fungi, Basidiomycota, Agaricomycetes, Agaricales, Schizophyllaceae. The transcript has 20 exons.